Microthlaspi erraticum is the source of this 399-nucleotide messenger RNA. The record is from the annotation of a GenBank genome assembly. Lineage: Eukaryota; Viridiplantae; Streptophyta; Magnoliopsida; Brassicales; Brassicaceae.
AUGGUCUUGUCGGAGACGUGUCUCUCAAGGAACACUCAGAAAAGCCUUGUGACUUGUAUCUCCAAAAUAGAAGACAUUAAAACUUGGAUUUUUCAAAGAGGUUUCAGGAUCGAAGUCGAGAUCAAGGCUGACGUGGACAAUUUCGUGACAAUCGGAUCUGGCUGCAAGGGAAGAGAAGCGUGUCCGUGGCGUGAGGUCACGGAGAGACACGUCGCGACAAAAGUGACCGGCACUGAUUGUCCGAUAUGCCUGACGGAAUUAUCCCGUGCGAUGUGUCGCAUGGAGUUACAGUGUUCCCAUGUUUUUCACAAUAAGUGUGUGAUGAAUUGGCUCAAGGAGAAUCCAUCUUGCCCUAUUUGUCGUGCCGAAGCUAUCGGCGAAAUAGCUUUUAUCUAUUAG